UUAGGCUUUGCAGAGAGUGUCUGUGUGCAUGCAUGUUAUGGCCAUUAGCGAGUGGACACAGUGUGAUCAGCCUUGCAGCUUCAUUGAUCAUUACCUCCAGGCUGACACUCUGGACUCAUCAUGGAGACGGGAAAGCAGCUGACAGGUACACUUGCCUUGGCUGUGUUCACAGCAGUCCUGGGCUCUCUGCAGUACGGCUACAGUCUUGGAGUCAUCAACGCACCACAAAAGGUGAUUGAGAAACACUAUGGCCGGGCCCUGGGUGUGUUGUCAGAGAGGUCUGGUGUCUUGUCAGAAAACAGCACAGAUGAAGAAGAGUUCCACGAGGCAGGACAGCACCCUGAAGUCAUCAUGUACUGGUCACUGUCCGUGGCUAUUUUCUCCAUCGGAGGAAUGCUGUCCUCCUUCCUGGUGGGAUUUACGGGAGAUCUGAGAGGGAGGGUUAAGGGCAUGUUAAUGUGCAAUGUUCUGGCUAUAGCUGCUGGACUGCUCAUGGGUCUUUGCAGGAUGUGGAAACCUCACAUCAUGGUCAUUGCCGGUCGAGCUGUUAUGGGCCUUUACUGUGGGUUAACAUCUGGUCUAGUGCCUAUGUACAUUGGGGAGAUUGCACCAAAGGCUUACAGAGGAGCACUGGGAACAUUACACCAGCUGGCUAUUGUUAUUGGCAUCCUCAUCAGCCAGGUAAUAGGUUUGGACUUUGUCCUGGGUAAUGAUGAUAUGUGGCCCCUGUUGCUUGGUUUGUCUGGAGCGCCAGCAGUAUUACAGUCUCUACUGCUGCCUCUGUGCCCCGAGAGUCCACGCUACCUUUAUAUCCUAUUGGGUGAGGAGGAGGCAGCUAAGAAAAGUCUGCAUCGUCUGAAGGGUGUAUAUGAUCCAUCUCAUGAUCUGGAGGAAAUGAGGAGAGAGAAAGAGGAGGCAGACAAAGAGGACAAGGUCUCUAUCCUUUCACUGAUCCGCUCCUCUGUGUACAGACAACAGCUGCUUGUUGCCCUCAUGAUGCAUCUGUCUCAACAGUUAUCUGGCAUAAAUGCAAUAUUUUAUUACUCCACGGCAAUCUUCCAAAAAGCUGGUGUGGCGCAGCCAGUCUACGCCACAAUAGGAGUCGGGGCUAUAAACACGGUCUUCACACUGGUGUCUGUUGCAUUGGUGGACAAAGCUGGCAGACGCACUCUGAGUCUGGCUGGUUUAGGAGGGAUGUGCUGCUGUGCUGUUGCCAUGACUGUGGGCCUCAAGUUACAGUCUGAAUACUCAUGGAUGAGCUACGUCAGCAUGGCAGCUAUAUUCCUCUUUGUGAGCUUCUUUGAGGUUGGUCCUGGUCCCAUCCCAUGGUUCAUUGUCGCUGAGCUGUUCAGUCAGGGACCUCGACCUGCAGCCAUCGCUCUUGCAGGCUGCUGCAACUGGACCAGCAACUUCAUCAUAGGCAUGACCUUUCCUUAUAUACAGGAGUUGCUGGAUGUUUACGUGUUUGUCCUCUUUGCCGUUCUACUCCUCUGCUUCACUCUGUUCAUUUAUUUCCGGGUCCCUGAGACCAAAGGCAAAUCUUUUGAGGAGAUCGCUGCCAUCUUCCAAAAAGGACGUAGGAAGGGCCUCAAAGAUGAAAUGGAACUGGAGCAGCUCAAAACAUCUACAGAUGCUUGAAGGUUGCUUUGUUUUAUCUAUCUUUAGGAAUACAAAAGGAAGCUAAAUCUGUCAGUAUUGCAAUGUGGACAUCCAUCCUUGUUUUAUAUUAGAAUUACUGAAGCUGAUGUUUGUACCACUUCAUCAUAUUGCACUCUUACAGCUAAAAAAAAUCACACAUCAGUUAUAUGGAGUGUUGUUUACAUUUACACUAGAUAGACACAUUACAUGCAAUGUUUUUGCCGUUAAAGUGGUUUAACUCAGUAUUAGCAGAUAAAAGUCAUUUUACAAUUUUUCCUUCAACCACAAAUCUACUGAACUUUGUUUUCUGUAAUGUUGCUUUUCAAGCUUUGAAGGAUGUUUUUGUCUGUCAAUUUGUUCACAUUUCUUUAUUUUAGCAACAGCAGGCAGCUGUUUUUAGGAAAUCAGCCAGAAAAAUCCAUUGAAUACUACCUAUUUAGCACCAAAUAAUGCAUACAAACAGAGCUGUAUCGCUGGUAAAAGUGGAGCACUUAUGAGCUACAAAAAUCAGAUUAAAACUUGGAGUUAUGAAAACAAAACUGUCAAAAGUAGAGUAAAUCUGGAGGAAAGUGGCAUUCAAAAACAUCAUUAAAAUCAAAUGUGUAAGUAUAAUGUGGUAUCUGUAUGCUGUGAAGUUCCCCCGUCACUGCUGUGUGUGUUUCUACUGCCCCUCAGUGGCUGGAGAGCUUCUUUGCUCCUUGUGCUCAGCUCCUUAUCCUCAUGCUACCUAAAGUGUCUGUUAUACUGUGAUGAUAUUUGGUUAUGAACAGGAUACAUUUCAUAAAAUACAAUCA
Cheilinus undulatus (humphead wrasse) is the source of this 2432-nucleotide messenger RNA. It is a transcript of the gene slc2a2, whose product is annotated as solute carrier family 2 member 2. The transcript is spliced from 12 exons. Bases 121 to 1638 code for a protein of 505 amino acids. Gene Ontology annotation, molecular function: hexose transmembrane transporter activity. The record is from RefSeq and is a predicted model, not a curated record. Lineage: Eukaryota; Metazoa; Chordata; Actinopteri; Labriformes; Labridae. Gene Ontology annotation, cellular component: membrane; brush border. Gene Ontology annotation, biological process: monosaccharide transmembrane transport.